Molecule: messenger RNA, 3360 nt
Organism: Nicotiana tabacum (common tobacco)
Lineage: Eukaryota; Viridiplantae; Streptophyta; Magnoliopsida; Solanales; Solanaceae
Source: RefSeq, a predicted model, not a curated record
AUGGAGCCUUUAGGUGGGCUGAGCAAAAGAGGAAAACAAGAAAUUCAACCACAGAUUUCGGUACUAGGAAUGGAAUUGGGACGACCUUCCGAUGAGGAAGAAAAGGAGAAAAAAAGAAUUAAAGAUCAAUUAUUUCAAGCCUGCAUGGAGAAUAGGUGGACAGGAGUUAAGCAACUGUACAUCAACGACAAGUUUGCCCAAGAAUCCAAACUCACUAAAUCUGAAGAUACUGUUCUUCACUUAGCUAUCUCUUCUUACCAUCCACAUCGAGAUGACUCUUUACAGAAAACUCAUCUUGAUUGUAUUAAGGAUAUGGUAGUUAAAAUACCAAAGGAAAAUCGAUUGUGUAUCUUAAAACAGAAGAAUGAAAAAGGGAACACACCUCUUCACCUUGCAGCAGAACUCGGAAGUGUCUCCAUAAUUGCGUGUUUGGUAAACCCACAAGAACCUGAACUCAUCUGGGAGACCAAUUCAAAAGGUGAAACCCCUUUAUUCGUUGCUGCUUAUCGUGGCAGGCUAGAUGCUUUUCUCUACCUACAUGAGUGUUGUCAAAAUGAAAAGAGCGGAAAAGAUCCAAUUGUACUUUGCAGGAGGGGAGAUGGGGAUAACAUUCUACACGCAGCUAUCUCUGGCGAGUACUUUAAGUUGGCUUUUCAGAUAAUAAAGCGCUAUGAGCUACUUGUCAACCGUUUAAACUCAGAGGGCAUGUCUCCUCUACACUUUCUAUCUAGGAUGCCUCAAGUAUUCAAAAGUGGAAGCCAUUUUCGGUACAUAGAUAGCAUUAUCUACUACUGCAUAACUGUCGAAGAGCUAAAGAUAGAGAAAUAUAAAACUGAAGGCAUAGAAGACACAUAUCGUAGACUCCCAGAUAACUGGAAACUCCCAGAUAACUACCAAACACUGGUGGACUUCUUGGAACUACUUUGGAAUGGGACUGCAAAUUUUCUUGAUUACAUUAAGGAAAUCUGGAAGCAAGCAAACAAGUCUAAAGCUCCUACUGAAGAAACUAAUGAGAAGCGAGAUAAGAAGUCUACAGGCAAUCAAGAUGAUCCUGAGAAUCCCCCAAUUCCAGUAACUACUGGAGUAACUAAUGUGAAUCAAGACAAGAAGUCUCCAGCUGAAGGGAAGAGAAAUGGCAACUUAUUUCCAGCCAAUUACACCACCUUUAUCAAUUUCGUCAAAUUACUAAUGACGAUUUUGCUAAUCGUAAUUGGUAUUGGACUCCAAAGGAUAAAGAAAUUAGAGGUAAAGAAGAAGCACCAUCAAUGGGCAGUUAAAAUUAUGAAGUUGAUGAUUGAGAAAGAAGAAAGUUACAAAUUCUAUGAAAAUACUGGGGAGAAGCCUGAAGAUAAGGACCUCUAUGAUCAAGGCCUCUAUAAGCAAAUUGGAAAACCUCCUCCAGCACCCCCUCCAACAGAUAUUAAUUUAGAAAAAGCAGAAGAACCUAGUAAAAUUUCACAGAUCAAGCAACCAGCAACCUCAAGCACAGAUAACAAAAAGAAAGAUGAUAUCAAGUCUGGGGUAGAUGAACUGGUAACUAUAGGUCUAAAUACAGAGUUGUCAAAGACCAAGGCGACACCCCUAUUGGUGGCAUCAAAGAUGGGUAUCGUAGAGAUGGUGAAGGAGAUCCUUGAAAAGUUCCCAAUAGCCAUUCAAGAUACGGAUUCUGACGAGAAGAAUAUCUUGCUUUUGGCAGUAGAGCAUAGGCAAACAGCCGUCUAUAACUGGUUAAUAGGACAAAAGUAUCCAGAGCGCGUGUUUUAUCAUGUGGACAAACAAGAAAACAAUGCAGUACACUUAGCUGCAUUGUUUCAGAAGCACGAGUUGUGGCGCAUCCCUGGUACUGCGUUACAGUUGCAAGGCGAAAGGAAGUGGUACAAGUAUGUAAAGCACACUUUGCCAAAACAAUCAUAUGUCCGUUAUAAUAAAAAAGGUCAGACACCAAGAGAGAUCUUCAGAGAGACGCAUGCAAAGUUACUCAAAGAUGGCACUGAGUGGCUUGUCACAACCUCAAAUUCGUUCUCUGUCGUUGCAGCACUGAUUGCUACAGUUGCAUUUGCUACAGCUUCUGCAGUCCCAGGUGGAGCCGAUGAUUCUGGCCGUCCAUACCUUGAAAGUCAACCUGCUUUUUCAGUAUUUUCUAUCUCAUCACUUGUUUCUCUUUGCUUCUCUGUCACGGCCCUGGUGUUUUUUCUAGCUAUCCUCACAUCUCGAUGCCAACACAGUGAUUUCGAGAAAGACUUGCCAAGAAAGUUGCUCCUAGGAUUAACUUCGCUUUUUGCAUCAAUAACUGCUAUCUUGGUCUCAUUCUGCGCUGCGCAUUUCUUUGUCCUCCAGGAUAACUUAAGGAGAGCAGCAUUUCCAAUAUACGGGGUGACAUGCAUACCUGUGGUGUUUUUUGCAUUUAAUCAAUUCCCUCUCUAUUUUGAUCUCAUAAGGUCAUACAUCCAACAGCUACCACUUCGUAGCUAUAAGGUGUUUUAUAACGAGUCCUCAGGCGCAAGUAGCUCAGAUCAGAAGAAUGAAGGUAAAGAGAAGGAUGAUUGAAACAGGUAGAGAUUAUGACAAGAGGUGAGCGUUUACUUUAGUUUUCCAAAUAAGACUGGAAUUCCAGGAAAGGUUUCCCUUCGCUGAGAGGAGGCGAGGUGGAGAUAUCAUUUUUCUGUGUUUCCUGAAUAAACUUGUACUCUCUUAAGAGUUACAUGGUUUUCAUAUACGUUGUUUCUGUACUAAAGCUAGUUAAAAUGCUUUUUGAUCCCUUAAUUUAUAUGAGCUUGAGGGAAUCUUUGGGAACUCACCAUGUCUAGAUAGCGCAAACAAUGUAUGUUCCUGUUUGUAAUCCUUAUUCGGAAGAAGAAAAGGCUCAGCUUUUCAAGGUUCAAUUUUCAUUCACUUAUGAGUAAAUCCAAAUUAAAAGAUUACUCUUAGGCUACCUCGCUCAAACUUUAACCAAAUAUGGAUAAGAAAUCAAUGUUCUUCUUCAGUAAACUUUAGAACCCAAGCAAAUUCCACUAAGAAAAAGGAGAGGACAAGAUAUUCAGCAGACCCUAAUAAAGACACAGGAGUUUAAAUAGAAAAAGGAAUGUUGCAACAACUAGCCUAUGCAAAAAUAGAAGCCGAACAUGCUAAGAGCGACUAGUCUGCCAAGCUGCUGUGGUUCCUCAAAAGUAUUACUCUUUAACCAGAUUCUUUUAAAUUGUGGUCUUUGUCUCAUAAUAUGUUAACCACUGCUAACAGAUCGUUGAACCUGUGGUAUAGUCGAUGAAUAAAGCAUAUGGAACAAUAGAACACACACACACACACACACACACACACACACACAUCAUAUAUGUGUGUGUGUAUAUAUGUAUGUAUGUAUGU